AUGAGGUUCUUGUCUAUAUUUCUCCUUUCGCUGCUCGUAACCUUCACCCACUGCAUCCCCUCACCACAAACACCCUCUACAAUCCCAAACACCUUCACGAAGCGAAACGAAGACGUCGUCCACAGCGGCAACUACGCAAUCGUAAACUGCGCCACUAAGGCCACCCCAGCCGACCUACUCCUCCGCCGCACCUACAACCGCCUCGGCGACGUCAUCACAGACCUAGACGACCACGGCCUAUCCUCUCCCUACGGCCUAAAAGCCUUCUUCAAAUCCGCCUCCGCGAUCCUGCGCAUUCGCGAGGUCUUCUCCCGCAUCCGCCGGGGCGACAGCAUUUACCCGAACGGGGUCGAAGCCGCACCAGUCCUCUACUGCCUCUCAGCCGACGACCCAGACGAGUACGCCCGCAACAUCUACAACGAUCAAUGCGUGAAGAAGGGGUAUCCGGCGGGGACGAUUGCGGGAACGGAGUUCGUGGUCUUGUGUCCGCUGUUCUGGACGGUGGAAAUUGAGCCGGGCCCGGAGGAGUGUCCGAUUCUGCUGUUUAAUAGGUUUCCCCGCGAGACGGAUGGGUUGAUUCAGAAUCAGUUCUCGACCCUCGUGCAUGAGCUUGUGCAUUUGUAUGGCGUGGAGGGCAGUGCCACGGGGAUGGAGACGUAUGGCGUUCAGGAGGUGAUUGAGCUGGGGGCCGCGCAGAGUGUGGAGAAUGCGGCGAAUUAUGAGUAUUAUGCUUCUUUUGUCGUUGCGGGGUGCACGGAGGCUCCGACGAUUUUUGGACCUUGA
This is a messenger RNA of Bacidia gigantensis, 783 nucleotides long. RefSeq lists its product as uncharacterized. The transcript has 2 exons. The coding region runs from base 1 to 783 and encodes 260 amino acids. Gene Ontology annotation, molecular function: metalloendopeptidase activity. Lineage: Eukaryota; Fungi; Ascomycota; Lecanoromycetes; Lecanorales; Ramalinaceae. The record is from RefSeq and is a predicted model, not a curated record.